Molecule: messenger RNA, 4782 nt
Organism: Colletotrichum destructivum
Lineage: Eukaryota; Fungi; Ascomycota; Sordariomycetes; Glomerellales; Glomerellaceae
Product: Putative NACHT nucleoside triphosphatase, P-loop containing nucleoside triphosphate hydrolase
Exons: 2
Coding region: 1-4782 (1593 amino acids)
Molecular function (GO): protein binding
Source: RefSeq, a predicted model, not a curated record
AUGGCUGAAGCAGUCGGACUGGCUUCCGGCAUCGCCGGGCUGGUCACCAUAGCCAUGCAAAUCUCCAAGCUCAGCUACGACUACAUGUCCACCGUCAAAUCCGCGCACGAAACACAGAAACAGUAUAUCCGCGAGGUUACCGGGCUGACAGACGUGCUCCUCCGAAGCGAAGAGGCCGUUCAGAACAUUGACGAGGGAAACAUCGGGUUCAGCCGACCGGCAGGCUUAUCGCAGAGGGUCAUGGAGGAUGUCGCCGAGGAGUUGGAGAAGCUGUGUUCCCAGUUGCGGAAGCCCUCGCCCAGCAUCUUCUGGCCCAUCAAAGAAAAGAACCUGAGGAAACAAAUUGAGGACCUUCACCGGUUCCGGAGCAUCUUCACGGACUUCCUGGCGGCGCAGAACCUCGUCGUCGCGUCGGCAACCCAUCGGGGCGUCUCCCGGCUCAGCAACCACCAAGACCAAAAAGACCUACUGGAAUGGCUCGGCAGCCCAAAGAGAACCUCUGGCACCGUCCCGAAUCCUCUUUCGGGUACUGGGGAGUGGCUCUUGGAGUCGGACACAUACAAGCAGUGGGCAGCCGAGAGCGGACCGCCUCUUCAUUGGUGCCACGGCCCCCCGGGCGUCGGGAAAUCGAUGCUCGCGGCUGUCAUUCUCCACCAUCUCAACACAAGUAUCGAGUCCUUCGCUGUUCUGCAUUACUUCUUUGACUUCGUCAAUCGAAAAGAGCAGACAAAGGAAGCAAUCUGGAAGGACCUGCUGUGCCAGAUCAUCGCGACGGGCCACGUCUCUGUCAUCCAGGCGCUCACCGGUCUGCGGAAGCAGUCGUCGGGCCUUCAUCGGUCGGCUUCCCCUGAGGAUGUCUACAAUGCGCUGAAAACCGUCUGUACUGUCCAGCAGUUCUUUUUGGUCCUUGAUGGCCCUGAUGAGAUGGAAAAUCCGAGGGGCCUGAAAACCGUCUUGGCUCCUCUCGUCAAAGGCAACUGCAGAGUCCUGAUCACCAGCAGAGACAUACCAGAGAUUCGUUCCACGCUGGACGAAGCAUCGAAUGCGGAAGUGCAGGCCGAUGAGAAAGACUUGAGGGCCUACUUGGCCUCUCGAUUCGAGGAGAAUGGCUUGGAGGACGUGAUGGAACAGCACCCCCACUUGGAAAGGGAUAUUCUCGACAAAUCGCAAGGAAUGCAAGUAUUCCAUAACAAUGAGGAAAGCACUUCGAAUCAUCUGGUUGAGCUCAGCACCGUCAAGGAAAUGCGACAAGCCCUAAAGGUCUAUCCGGACCAUCUCGAAAAGGCGUUCGAAUCGAGUCUCGAAAGGAUUGACGCGCAGUCAAAGUCACAACGCACCCUAGCACAUCGAGUAAUGGGUUGGAUCAUCUCUGCCGAGAGAAAACUCCAAAUGGCAGAACUCAUUCACGGUCUCGCCACCGAGGAAGACUGUGAUGAGCUUGACGACGAGAACCUCGUGUCACCAAAGACUCUCUUGAAGGUGUGUGGAGGGCUCGUGGUCAUCCAAGGGGGCUCGGUGAGCAUGGUACACAGCACCGUACACACUUGGCUGUGCAACCGCUACAAUGGCCUCUACCAUGGCGACAUCGCAGACUCAUGCUUGAGAUACCUCACCAUGCGCACAUUCGCCGGCGGAGUUGCUCAUACGGCGGAGGAGAUGGACACACGUAUGGAGACGUUUGUCUUUCUCUCCUAUGCCGCCCUAUUUUGGAGGAAGCAUCUUGACGAGACGGUCGACCUUAAGGCGGGUUCCGUCGACAGGCUUCUUGACAACCCCGGGCUGCGGGCUGCUGCUUUCCAAGCAUCACACUACAAGAACAGCUUGAAAUCCACAAUCACCAGGACGGCAGUGUUCGAAACAAUACCUAGCGGCCACACGGCCUUGCAUUUUGCUUCGUAUUGGAACCUACCGGAAAAGAUCACUAGCCUUCUCUUCCAAGGCGAAGACAAGAACGCUACGGAUACUCAAAUGUGGACUCCGCUUCAUUGGGCAUGUUUCAGUCAAAGCCAAGAGGCUGUCGAGAUUCUUAUUGCUCACAAGGCCGACACCAACGCAAGAGACUCGGUCAAUUGGACCCCUGUCUUCUGGGCGGCGUUGAAUGGUAACACAAAGACAGUAAAACUGCUGCUUGACAACGGCGCAAGCCAUAUGGCGCGCGAUGUUCACGACUGGACAGCCUUGAGGUGGGCAGUGGCAAGCCUACAGACGGACGUCGUCAAGGCCUUGCUCGAACACCACAGCAAUUCCCUCUCUGGCACACACCACAACGAGCAGAUUCCGGCCCCGAAGGACCUUAGUUAUGAUGAGGCACGUCGCUACUUCACUCCACAUUUACCCACAGACACCAAGCGAGACCUUAUCGACGAGUUGCAGGGUAGCUCGGUGGAUAUUAGCAACAACAGAAGCGAUUACGACGACCUUGUCGCUGUCUUUCAGGAACCAUCCUUCAAUAUGAAGGACCUCUGGGUAACCGGUCGUUUCGAUCCACCGGUUGGGAAUGAAUGGCGUACCGCGUCCAAAUUGAACCCCCCAUCAGGUCGUAGCGUCGACAUCGAUGACAGCUCCCGUCGAAAAUGUGAGACGGCUGCGUCUUGGAAAUCGAGAAUGCUACUAUCAGCCAUCAGAGACGGCAAGCUCCUUGCCUUGCGUCUCUUGUUGGAGGCGGGUGCGAACGUCGGCGCGGAGGCCGAUGUGCAGUCGGCUUUGCACACGGCCACUCUCAGAAAGGAUCCUCGCUUCGCAGAGAUCCUCAUUGAGUACGGAGCUGACAUGGAAGCCCGUAACCCCUUCAAUUUCACACCGUUGCAGCAAGCCGCCUUCAGAGGAUUUGAGGAAGUUUGUGAGAUUCUACUUUCAAAGGGCGCGAAUGCAAAUGCCUACUACUCAUUUCUCGAACGGGACAGGCUUGCUGCUUGCCACACGCCUCUUAUGCUCGUUUGUGGCCUGAAACCAGAGUCAGGAACAGACGAACUUGAUCUCCAGGCUCGCAUGGUUCGAACGCUCCUCAAGUACGGAGCUGACCCCAACAUCAAAGACGGCGGAGUCGACGGGACGACCGCCCUUCACCAUGCUGCCAUGGUGGGUGACCUGAGAAUACUGCGUCUUCUUUUAGAUGCUGGCAGCAACCCGCGACAGCUUGACAACCAUGGAAGAACUGCAAUACACUACCUAAUUCUAGGUCGAAAUGGUGCCCCGGACUGCUCAUUCUCAAGAUGUUGGAUUCCUGGACAGGCAACGGAAUGUCUAACUGUCUUGACUGAACGUUGCGGUUUAGAUUUUGUGAACAAAACGUGUAACAUGAUGAGCCACUGGCGUACCAACGUGAGUCGCUUCUUUACUCCGCUAUCCCUUGCAGUACUCUAUGAGUGCUGGGAGAUACUGGAAGCACUCCGAAACUUGGGGGCAAUUUAUGAGACGAACAUGCCGCUUGAUGGCUGUCUACGCCAACCGCUCCUGGAAUUGCAGGUCUCAGCCGUGGAAUUGCUCGUCGAGAACGGCGCAACAUUUCCCUCUAUAGAUGGGUGCUCGUGGGUUGAUGAGUUGUGUUUGUUUUCUCCAAAUCACAAGACCACCUCGGAUGAGGUUGGCCGGCUCAAAAGGAUCUUGGCCAUGCUUAUUCCGCGAGGACUCGAUAUCAAAGCCGUUGACGAGCGCGAGGAUACGCUUUUGCACCAUGCCAUCCGGACAGGCUCGAAUGAGCUCGUCGAGUGCCUGCUGGAUGCUGGAGCCGACCCGCACCGAGAAAAUCGAGACGAGGUUGACGCUUUUCUGCUGGCUUGUUUGAGUCAACAGCUUGAUUUAUUGAAGAUUCUCCUCGGCCAUUCCAAGAACAACACCUUCACGUCUCACUGGAAGCAUCACCUCGAGUCUCCAGAGAUCUUGGGGGACGAAAGUCUUUUUGCUGCGGUCUGCAAAGCCCUCGUCUUGGCCGACCAGAUCCACAGACCAUUACGAGGGGGGACUAUACUUUCACAGGCCGCCGGAUCUGACAACCUUGUCUUCGUCAAAGAGCUGUUGACUUGUGGCGCCGAUCCGGACCUUGGAGAUGAAAAAGGGCGACGACCGCUCCAUGUUGCAGCCGAGAAAGGCCACACAUUUAUUAUCGAGACCUUGGUCAACUCAGGCGCUGCUGUUGACGUGCUGGAUGAACGGCAAUGGACACCUCUUCAUUAUGCAGUAUAUGGAGGGCACCCGUGCAUUGUCGAUACGUUGCUCAUGAACGGCGCUACAGUCGAUGUGCUGGACGACUGGCAAUGGACACCUCUUCAUUAUGCAGCAUUUCAUGGUCGUACAGAAACAGCUCGACUGCUACUCAAGGGUGGCGCGUCUGCGAUGACCGCGGCCUCGAUAUCCAUAAAGAACCCCAACUACCGGGACAUGCCGUGUUGUUUACGGCACGGAUAUGCCUCGACGGUGACACCUCUCCACCUUGCAGCCAUGGCUGGCGUUGCCGAGACCGUUCGCUUGAUCCUUGAGGGAACCGUCGACGUGGAUACAAGCACGGCCGCCCCGGUCCAGAACGCGAUUCAGGAUGGAUUCUAUCGUGUACCAACGCUGGGAAGUGGUUUCACGGCAUUGCACCUUGCUCUCGGCACGUGGAAAGACUUAACUUGGGAACGAUUCAUGCCGAGUAAAGAAGAACUGGAGAUCAUUUCGAUGCUGGUCAAUCGUGGCGCGAGUGUCGAAGGGGCGGCGAACCAUUUGCGAGUCGAAGACAUCGCAAAAUUUGAGGAGUUUCCUGAGUUGUGGGACAACCUGAGGGCAGGCAUCACAGUUGAAUAA